Messenger RNA from Debaryomyces fabryi, 1506 nucleotides. RefSeq names its product [Histone H3]-lysine-36 demethylase. Gene Ontology annotation, biological process: regulation of transcription by RNA polymerase II; protein demethylation. Gene Ontology annotation, molecular function: histone demethylase activity; transcription coregulator activity. The transcript has a single exon. The coding region runs from base 1 to 1506 and encodes 501 amino acids. NCBI's taxonomy places the organism in Eukaryota, Fungi, Ascomycota, Pichiomycetes, Serinales, Debaryomycetaceae. The record is from RefSeq and is a predicted model, not a curated record.
AUGCCAGACAUAGAUACUUGUCCUAUAUGCAUUUCGAGUCCAUUGGAGGAUUCUACAACCUUUAGUAACAUAGCAUGGCUUCAGUGUGAUAUUUGUAACCAAUGGUUCCACGCUUCUUGUCUAAAGAUACCUAAAAUAGAGGUGAAUAAUUUGCAUUCAUAUCAUUGUGAAGAAUGUUCUAAAACACAUGGACCUUCGAUACCUAGAAGGAAACUGAAAAGAUCAAAAGUACAAAUUGAUUAUGUUGCUCUAAAUGAUGGUGAUGUUUUUGCCGUUGACAAAUCACUGCAUCCACAUAUAAAUAAGUUUCUCUCUUUCGAAGUGAGUGCCAAUGAAAUUAGCAACAAAGUAAACCCAUAUAUAGAUCUUCGGAAAGAUGCUACAGUUGAAUAUGCAUUACAAUCACACCUUUCAAAACCAGUUUUGAUACCUCAAGCAGAACCUGAUAUAGUCGAUAUGAAGUUACCGAUGGCUGGAAAAGAUAUAACAAUUGACUAUAUAGCUGAUGAAGUUGGAGAUGAUACACCCUUAGAUGUAAUGGAUGUUCUAACUCAGCAGGGGGUUAAUCCGGGAUGGAACUUGGGAAAAUGGAGAGAUUAUUUCAAUACAGAUGAAUUAAGCCGUGAUAGAAUAAGGAACGUUAUCUCGUUGGAAAUUUCAGACGUCGAUAAUUUGGGCAAAUCUUUUAGACGUCCCAAGAUAGUGAGAGAUAUGGACCUAGUUGAUAAGAUCUGGAAUGAUAAAUCACCCAGGCCUAAGGUUACCAAAUAUUGUCUUAUGUCUGUUGCGGGCUCAUUCACAGACUUCCACAUAGACUUUAGUGGAACAGCAGUUUAUUACACUGUAUGCUCGGGUUCUAAAACAUUUUUGAUGUAUCCUCCCACAGAUAAAAACCUCGAUAUUUACACAUCAUGGUGUCUUCAUCCCGACCAAAAUUAUAUGUGGUUUGGUGAUUUCGCAAGAACAUACAAGGGUAAAAGCUGUACCCCUUCAGGAGGUUUCAAGGUAACCUUACGUCCUGGUGACUUGUUCUUAAUCCCCAGCGGUUGGAUUCACGCUGUUUACACUCCAGAGGAUUCGCUAGUAAUAGGAGGUAAUUUUCUAACUCUUAUGGACCUUCCUAUGCAUUUACGCAUCUAUCAGAUCGAAAAAGUAACUAGAGUUCCUGCCAAAUUUAGAUUUCCAAUGUUCAAUAAAGUGCUAUGGCUUACUAGCUGGUACUACUAUAACCGCAAGUCACAAUUUCUAAAAGACCUUGGGCAAGACGCACAUAUGAAAAAUGAAACCCGGACUGUAAAAGACGAAUUUCCAAACCUGCAAUUCGUUACUGACCAAUCCAUACAAUACAAAACUCUCAGUUCUCUUCUCACCCAUUUACAAUCGCACUACGAAUCAAGCAAGGCUAAUAAAGUGGCCAGGAAUACCAUUCCUACGGGUCUUAUUGGCAAAAAUAUUCCUGCUUAUUUAACAAGGUUACAAUCCUGGUUAGAUGGAUUAGCCAGGUGA